CUUGGGUUCUCGGGAUAGCAGAGAAAUGGCACGAACAAAGCAGACGGCGCGGAAGCCCAUUGGCGGCAAAGCACCUCGCAAACAACUGGCUACCAAAGUAGCUCGGAAGAGCGCGCCAGCCACGGGGGGCGUGAAGAAGCCGCACAGGUGCUGGCCGGACACUAUAGCACUGCGCGAGAUUCGUCACUACUGGAAGUCCCCAGAACUUCUGAUUGGUAAGUUACCCUUCCAGCGCCUGGUCCGGGAGAUUGCGCAGGACUUUAAGAUGGACCUGCGUUUCCAGAGCUCGGCUGUAAGGGCACUGCAGAAAGUCUGUGAGGCAUACCUGGUGGGUCUUUUUGAAGACACCAACCUAUGUGCCAUCCAUGCCAACCGUGUCACUAUUAUGCCCAAGGAUAUUCAGCUGGCACGCCAUAUCCACGGAAAAUGUGCCUAAACUGCGCAAGCAGC
Messenger RNA from Orcinus orca (killer whale), 450 nucleotides. It is a transcript of the gene H3-4, whose product is annotated as H3.4 histone, cluster member. The transcript has a single exon. Gene Ontology annotation, molecular function: structural constituent of chromatin; DNA binding; protein heterodimerization activity. The coding region runs from base 26 to 436 and encodes 136 amino acids. Lineage: Eukaryota; Metazoa; Chordata; Mammalia; Artiodactyla; Delphinidae. The record is from RefSeq and is a predicted model, not a curated record. Gene Ontology annotation, cellular component: nucleosome.